UUGUUAUCAUUAAAGGUGGUAUCCCGCCGAAUUGCUGAGAAGGGGACAGUUGUUCUCCCUGAUGACCUCGGUAAAGACGGUCAGAAGCUUGCUGAUGAUGCUUCUAUUUUUGACGUCUACAUACCUCUCCCUGGAGAAAAUGCGAGCUACGUAAAAAAUUACGUUUGUGAAUGGUAUCAGGAAAUGCUGAAGGAAGAUGGUUUAUCCUACUCGUCGUUCUCUAGUCUUGAAGACCGAUUUGCUUUGGGAGAGACAUCUAGGGCAAUGCUAAUAUGCCCUAAAGAUGUAGAAUGGAAAUUCAUGCGUUACUCCGAAGCUAGGGCCCAUUUACAGAAUGGCAUCACUACCCGAGCUAUCGACGAGAGCAAGAUGGUUGGUGACUUGAUGGCCCUACAAGUUCAGUUUAGCCUACCAUCCGGAUGUUAUGCUACGGUGGCACUACGUCAAAUCACUGGAACUGAUAUGGGCAAAAGGUCUAUGAAGUCCUUUAAUCUCUUCUACGCUCGAGAUUUUAUAUUUCUUGCUUUGUCUGUUUGCAGGCUCAAGCUGAAUCAGCAAGGAAUGGCUCUAUUUACAUGGAAGAGGAUGUCGAAGAAACCGCACUUGAAAUAG
Messenger RNA from Strongylus vulgaris, 612 nucleotides. The record is from the annotation of a GenBank genome assembly. NCBI's taxonomy places the organism in Eukaryota, Metazoa, Nematoda, Chromadorea, Rhabditida, Strongylidae.